UUUUUUUUUUUUUUUCCUUCUGCUGCUGCUUUGCUCCGGCCGUUUAUCUCCGUUGUCGAUUUGCUUAUUUAGCUUCUCCCCCCCCACCGCUCAUCUCAACGUUCAUCUCAACAAGGAAACGAUAAAGGGUUCCUUUCGAUUACAUUUCAAAACAGUCUCAAUUUCAUUUGGGCAAACUUGCCGAGCCGUUGUGACUACAACGGUUCAUUCCAUCUCCCUUCAAACUGCCUUUGAUAAAAGCCAGCAGCCGGCUGGUGUGUCCGCUCUUGAGAUCCUUUGCGAGCAACCCAUCUCGGUACACUGCAAUAUCAGGCCGUCGACACAUCAGCAUGCUCAGUGGAAUCUUUCAUCCAAAAAAUGGGAAACCUAACGAGGAGCGGCCAGUUGCCGACCAGGUUACCCAGCCUGUAACAAGUAGUCCUAAAUUGCUAGGACACUUGCUGGACGCCAACAAGGCAUGGGCGAAACAAAAGCAGGCUGAAAACCCUGGUCUUUUCGAGACUUUGGCGCAAGGACAAGCACCCGAAAUCAUGUAUAUCGGAUGCAGUGACUCUCGCGUCCCUCCCACUGAAAUUGUCGGUCUCGGUCCUGGAGACAUGUUUGUACAUCGUAACAUUGCCAACACCUUUACCACGAGCGAUCUCAACCUCCUCUCCGUUCUCCAAUACGCCGUUGAAGCUCUCAAGGUGAAGCACAUUGUCGUAUGUGGUCACUACAAUUGUGGAGGUGUGCAUGCCGCACUCUCCGACCAACAACUCGGUCUCCUCGACAACUGGCUGCAACCCAUCAAAGACUUUUAUAUGGAGCACAGACGACGAGUGGAGGCCGUAAAGGACCCAAAGGAAAAAGUUGAUUUGAUGUGCGAACUGAACGUACUACGAACCGUUCGGGGUGUUUGUCAUACAAACAUUGUCCGAAAUGCGUGGAAAAAGGGUCAAGACUUGACUGUUCACGCAUGGGUUUACAGAUUGUCGGAUGGGCAGAUCAGGGACCUGAAAAUGGAUGUGUCAAGCUCAGAGCAGGUUGAUCCUACUUUUGAGCAAGUCUUGAGCUCGAGGAUCAAGCCUGCGUAUGUCGAUGAGCACAAGGCAUAGACGUAGACCAUACAAGAGGAAAAUAUGUGACCGGCUGUAUAUGUGGCAUCAAAAUGUAUAGAAACGAGAGCGAAACUAUAUGUGGACUAUUAUCCUGGUAUUCUUCAAAGCUUGAAUAAUAUUCUGGGUUCGUCAGCGUGUCGCAAAUCCA
Molecule: messenger RNA, 1245 nt
Organism: Spizellomyces punctatus DAOM BR117
Lineage: Eukaryota; Fungi; Chytridiomycota; Chytridiomycetes; Spizellomycetales; Spizellomycetaceae
Exons: 3
Coding region: 330-1094 (254 amino acids)
Biological process (GO): carbon utilization
Molecular function (GO): carbonate dehydratase activity; zinc ion binding
Source: RefSeq, a predicted model, not a curated record